Molecule: messenger RNA, 4344 nt
Organism: Pseudozyma flocculosa PF-1
Lineage: Eukaryota; Fungi; Basidiomycota; Ustilaginomycetes; Ustilaginales; Ustilaginaceae
Exons: 2
Coding region: 1-4344 (1447 amino acids)
Source: RefSeq, a predicted model, not a curated record
AUGUCAGACCACGUCCAGGACGCGGCGUCGUCUGAGCCUGCGCCUGCAUCAACCGACUCGACCGCAUCCACCGGUCUCCCUGCUGCGACCAUCGAUCACGAGGUUGCAGCGCCGGCAGCGCCGUCAUCUCCGUCACAACCUCGGCAGGCCGGACCCAAUGAGAAUGGCGACGCGGUCAAGAUCGGCUCUCAGCCGCUUCCAAUAGCGUCGCCGAAGCAGUCGUCCUCCGCCAACGGAGUGGCGUCCGUUUCUGAAGCCUCCGAUCCAGUCGUCGCGCCCAAAUCGGUCGACCGUGACUCUGCCCAGCCCUCGCAGCCCGCUGAUGGCGCUCCCAACGGAGAAACAGCCACUACUGCGCCAUCCGCAGAACAGCCGGCAGUCACCGACGGCGCACCGUCGAUCGACAUCCUCGCACAGUCGCCAGAAGCGCAGUCCCAGCCCGGGCUCCCGAAGGUGGAAGCAGCGGCCGGUCGACCGACUGAGGUCGUCAGCGACAUUGCUGGCGGGCCAGAUCCGCUGGUGCAGCCGGGACAGGCGCAGCCGACCGACGCCGACGCCGUCGUCACUGCAAAGCUCGCAGACCAGCUCGCGCAGCAGGCGGACGCCCUCGACGGAGCAGGGCACCCGCCGGCGGCGCCAGGGAUCGCGUCAUCGACUCCGUCCGAUGCACCGCCAGCAACGCAAGGCGUCGAGGCCGUUGCUGCCGACAGAGACUCGCCUGCGGGAUCAAGCUCGGGUCCUCCCGCCGCUUCAGCCGCACAGAGCAACGGCACUGCUUCCCGGCCGCCUUCCGACUCGCGGGAUCUGAACCCGGUUGCACCAGACUUUCUGUCGUCAGGACCAAAACCCUCCGCUGAGUCUCUGCCGAGCGUCGAGCAAAGCGGUCAAGCUGCUGGGCCACUCGCGUCAUCUGCAACUCCCUCUGCCGAAGGCGCUGCGACACAGUUUUCUCACACGUCGCAGCAAGCCGUCGAGGAUGCGCCUGCGACUGCUGAACGAGUGUCAGGCGCGGUCACGACGUCGUCACCGGAACCCACGGCAGAUUCCCAGGUGGCAGAUUCCCAGGUCCAGACUGCCCAGGAGAGCGCAUCACCCUCUAUGCCCGCAGGAAGCAUCGACAACGCCAAGACACCGAACCCAGUGCCUGGGUCGGCAGAGCAGAGCGAGAGCGCUGGACCAGCUGCUGCGGCCGACAUGAGGACAGACGCCCCCGCCGCGAGCUCUGCUCCGAGCAGUGGAGAUGCUCAGGAUCCUGCCGUCGCUUCUGCUGCAUCCGAUGCAGUGCCGACCGCCACAAGCAACUCAUCUGCCUCUGCAACUCGACCGACAGGCUCGAGCCAGGCGGACGUGUCGGACAUCGCAGAAGCGCCCAACACAGCCCCAUCGACACUUUCAGACGUGGCUGUCUCCUCUGUUGAUGCUCCCGAUGUUACGGAAGGGAGAUCAGAGGAUGCGACAGGAGCGGUCCCAGCCGCCUCUCUGCCCUCGGCCAGACAGGAAGGACCAGGGUCGACCGCGCCACCCAACUCGGCCGCGACUGCAGGCUCCGGCAGCCCGUCCAUUACCGGCGGCACAAAGUCCGAAUCGAAGUCAGAGCAGACGCCGACGCAGCCAGCAGCAACGAGCACCCAACCACCACCUACAGUGCCGCCGCCCUCAACGGAACCGCGUCUCACGGUGACGGCCGCCCCUUUGACGCCUCUGCCGCCUGUCUCGGCGCCGGAGCCCGCCUCUGGCAGCAGCGCCGAGAAUGUCCCGACGUCCGCAGCGCCGCCCCAACAGACCGCUGAGCCUCUUGUCGCCUCUGCCAGCGCGAGCGCAGCUGCCGAGGAGCCCACCAGCGCCGCGGCAAUUGCCGAGGCCUUGACUGCAUCUGAUCCUGCGGUCUCGGCGUCCAAGCCUGUAGAGACCGCGGUCGCAGCCAGCGCCCCGAGCCAUGUCGCACCAGGAUCUGCUGCGGCGCCUAGCGGUGCGACUGCUCCUGGUGCAGCCGCCAGCGCGUCCGCGAGCUCCAAUUCGGCCUCCUCAGGAGACACACAGAAGUCGGCCGCGCAGGCUCUGUCGACCGGGAGGGACACGGCGGCUGAGCAAGGGAUCGACCCCGCGACCUCGAAUGCCAGCGGUAAGAGGAAGUCUGACGAGAUCGAAGCGUCCGACCAAGCAGCGUCGCCCCGGAAGCGAGCUCGGGAAGGACGGGUCGCGCUGAUCCUCCGCAUCAACAAGGAGCUCAUCCGGAUGUGCGUCGAUCUGCAGGCCAACAACCUCACCGGCGACCCGGUCUAUCGAGAUGUCGCUGUCCGACUCCAAGGGAAUCUCGGAUACCUCGCCAGCAUAGCUGACAAGACCAAGGCGUCGGGCGAAGCUGCAGCGCCACCGCCACCGAAGCUCGACCCAUUCCCCAGAACGUCGCACGCUCCCGAGUCGCCUCUGCCUACGCUCUACGACCAACUGAUUGCCACCUUCGCUCGCAGCGACAUCCAUGCCAACGGCCCUGCAGCCUCGACUCCGGGCGAUGUCCCCGGCGGUGACGGCGGCAACGACGGCAGAAAGCAAUCGCUCGCCGAGUCGCUCACGGGGGCCGGCGAUGAAGAGUCGCGCAAGCGGAUGGCGCUGCUUGGAAGCAGCGGCAAGAGCAGCGGAGGUCCUGGAUCACCGGCCGCAUUCUCGGCUCCCUCUGCAGUCUCUGGAGCUUCUGCGCCGACAUCGCUCCCCACCUCAGCGCACGCGGCGUCCGGCAUGGCGAGCGCGCCCGGCCCGAUGGCUUCUACGCCGGCUGCGGCGCCUUACCCGUCUGCGCCUACGAGCAUGCCUGGCCCCAAUGCGGUCUUUGCACCGCAGGACACUUCGUCUCCCUCGACGCAGCAGAGUCACCAGCCGCAGCAGCAGCAACAAGCUCCGCCUAGCCUGACCAGCGGUGGGCCCAACCUUGGCGCUGCUCCGCCCGUACCGAUUCCCAAUGCGCAGGCAGCCAAGCCGAUGCCCAACAACGUUCAGGCGCAGGCGCUGGUCCAGGCGUUCGGUCCCAACGCGCUGACCAACCUACACGCGCUCCAGACCCACAUCAAGGGACAGGGGACUCACCCGUGGGUCGCUUUCAUGGAAGCCAACGUGCCGAACUUCAAGAACCUGCCGCUCCAGGUGCAGAUGCAGCAGAUGACGGGCAUGCAGAAUGCCGCACUGCAGCGUCAGAAGCUGGUGCAGCAACAACAGCAGCAGCAGCAAACGCAAGUCCAGCAGCCUCAGCAGCAGCAGCCUGACCACGGAUCGACAGGGUAUCCGCUGCAGCAGCAGCAGCCGCCGCAAGCGCAGAGCCCGUUCGGCGGAGUCGCUGCUUUCAACAACGGUGGCGGCGGCAAGGCGACGCAGAGCCCAUCGCGGGGCACCAACAGCGCCGGACCAGCCUCUCACUACAGCAACAGCCCUGGCAGGAUGUCGGCCUCACCGAUGAUGAGCGGACUCCCCCAUCCGGGCUUGCAGGGCGCGCAGCAGCAGCAGCAGCAGCAGCAAGGCUCGCGACCGGCCACGCCGGCGCGGUCGGCGACGCCUUCGCAGCACUUUGGCGGCGCCUCUGGUCGCCCUGGAAGCUCUUCGGGCCCAAUGAGUGCCGGAGGACAGAGGGCGCGCCAGCCGAGCGCGAGCCAUAUCCUCGGCGGCGGCGGCGGUGGCGAAGGGGCGGUCGGUUCGCCGAUGAUCCAAAGCAGGGGAUCGCCUGGGACCUUCCUUGGCUCGCCCGCGCAGCAGCCGCCGGCGACGCCCCAGCAGGCUCAGCAGCAACAGGGGCAGCCGCCGCCGAUGUCGAUGCCGCAGCAGAUGCAAAACAUGCUGAUGCAGAGCAUCCCCAACCUGAACGCGCUUCCGCCGCACAUCCAGCAGCAGCUGCGGCAGCAGUACGCGGCGCAGCUCCAGUCCCACCAGAUGCGACAGCAGCCAUCUCCCGCCCCGUCCGGCGACCAGGCGGGGCAGCAGCCGCAGCAGCCGCAGCCGCAACCGCAUCAGAUGGGCUUCGCCGGCAUGAGUCCACAGCAACAGCAGCAGAUGCGUGUCAGCAUGAGCGGCGCUGGCGGGCAGAUGUCGCCGAUGCAGCAGCAGCAACAGCAGCAGCAGAUGCAGAUGAUGAUGGCCGCUGCCGCUGCGGCGCGCAGCAAUCAGCAGGGCGGCGGUGGCGAUGGCGCCAACGCCAUGAACGGCAUGAACGGCUUCCUCGCCGCUGGCAUGGGCGGGCUGAGCCCGGCGCAGCUGCAGCAGCUCAAGCAGCAGCAUCAACACCAGCAGCAGCAGCUCCAACAGCAACAGCAGCAGCAGCCCAACGCCGGCUCGCCCUGGUUCAAUCCGGGCCUGCAGUGA